Messenger RNA from Cuscuta campestris, 437 nucleotides. Lineage: Eukaryota; Viridiplantae; Streptophyta; Magnoliopsida; Solanales; Convolvulaceae. The record is from the annotation of a GenBank genome assembly.
UAAAAUGUUUUUUUCGCCAUUUUAAUAAUUUUUUCAAAAAAAAUCCAAAACACAAGAUUAUUUUCUUAUCUAUGGUAGCUGGAGCAUUGGAUCCCCCAAAGUAACACCAAGGUUCAAGCGGAGAGCAGGCGAUGGCGAUGGGCGGACGAGAGGCGCAGCCCGCGAAACAACUCGAGGAAUGCACUGUUUCCAACGCCCUUGGGACAUGGGUGUUUUCUGUUGCCGGUGCUUUGCUUGCAAUACCAGUGGGUAUAAAGAGGAAGUCAUUGGGACCCCUUGUAUUCUUUGGGACAACCGGAACCAUGCUUGAUAUCAUUAUGGGAAUCAAUGCGUGUGAGAGAGAACACGCCGAACGCCAGAUGAAGCUUAUGGAAGCACAAAGUCCUCCACCAGACACCACAAUAGAGUGAUCCUUUUGCCGGAUUGCUUUUGAUUCU